Erinaceus europaeus (western European hedgehog) is the source of this 1214-nucleotide messenger RNA. RefSeq names its product uroplakin 1A (gene UPK1A). The transcript has 8 exons. Bases 63 to 836 code for a protein of 257 amino acids. The record is from RefSeq and is a predicted model, not a curated record. Gene Ontology annotation, cellular component: membrane. NCBI's taxonomy places the organism in Eukaryota, Metazoa, Chordata, Mammalia, Eulipotyphla, Erinaceidae.
UAUAUAGGAAGUUACUUUGGGAGGAGCCGGUUUGAGAGGCUUCAGGCACAGAAGGCAGGGCCAUGGCUUCUGCAGCAGCAGAGACAGAGAAGGAGUCUCCAGCCGUGGUGGGACUGCUGGUACUGGGUAACAUCAUUAUUCUGCUAUCAGGCCUGGCCCUGUUUGCUGAGACGGUGUGGGUGACAGCUGACCAGUACCGUGUAUACCCACUGAUGGGUGUCUCGGGCAAGGAUGAUGUCUUCGCGGGCGCCUGGAUCGCCAUCUUCUGUGGCUUCUCCUUCUUCGUGGUGGCCAGCUUGGGUGUGGGUGCAGCGCUCUGCCGUCGCCGCUCCAUGGUCCUCACGUACCUGGUGCUGAUGCUCAUUGUUUACAUCUUUGAGUGCGCUUCCUGCAUCACCUCCUACACCCAUCGAGACUAUAUGGUGUCCAACCCAUCCCUGAUCACCAAGCAGAUGUUGACCUUCUACAGUGCAGACACGGCCCAGGGCCAGGAGCUGACCCGCCUCUGGGACCGCAUCAUGAUUGAGCAACAGUGCUGUGGCACCUCUGGCCCCAUGGACUGGGUGAACUUCACCUCAGCCUUCCGGGCAGCCACCCCAGAGGUGGUGUUCCCCUGGCCCCCGCUGUGCUGUCGCCGGACGGGUAACUUCAUUCCGAUCAAUGAAGAAGGCUGCCGCCUGGGCCACACAGACUACCUGUUCACUAAGGGCUGCUUUGAGCACAUAGGCCACGCCAUCGACAGCUACACAUGGGGCAUCUCCUGGUUCGGCUUUGCCAUCCUGAUGUGGACGCUGCCUGUGAUGCUGAUUGCCAUGUACUUCUACACCACGCUGUGAGGAACAGGGAGGCCAGGCCAGGGUGCACAUCCUCUCCCUCCUGCUUGGCUGCCUUCAUCCAAGAUCUGAGCUCUGCCAGGAGUGGGGGUUCCCAGAAACCACCGGACACCUGUGCACAGGCCCUGACCCCCCUUAAUCUCAUCGCACCUGACUCCUGUCUUCCACAGUCAUUGAAAUCUUAGGGUUCCUGCCUAGGAUUGCUUCCCUGUUCACGGUGGGUGUUUCCACACUGGCUGAAUAAUUUGCAAUAUCCUCAAAGCUCUGGUAGACUGGAGUUGCCAUGAAGGGAGGGAUGGAUUCUGUCUUGAAUGCUCCAUUGUCCUGCAUUGCUCAGCUCAGGGUUGAGUGUGGACAGGCAAUAAAUACUGGUUGAAUGAG